This is a messenger RNA of Nomia melanderi (Alkali bee), 851 nucleotides long. The record is from RefSeq and is a predicted model, not a curated record. NCBI's taxonomy places the organism in Eukaryota, Metazoa, Arthropoda, Insecta, Hymenoptera, Halictidae.
GAAACAAAUUUUCAAGUAAUUAUUAGCAUUACAAGUUGCCGUUUAAGUUCUCCUGAUCACUGUUUUUAUGUAUUAAACAAUAUUCUUUAAACGAAAGUAAUACGAUGUAACUAAAUUACGAAUACAUAAAUCACUGUAGGAGAGAUACAAACAAUAAAUCGAAUAAUCAAUUGUAAAUUAGACUGUUAUUGAGAUGAAAGCAUUCGAACCCUUGCAUUCAACCAAAAAUUUAGGUUAGACGUAUCAGUGGAACGUGUCGAAGAUAACACGGUGCAAUUCGGGAUUAUUAACUAGCACAGAUUUCAAAUAAGUGAGAACGAAACAAUUGCUGGAUAUUGUAUUUGACUGUAAUAAUAUUUCGUAUAGGCUAGAUCAUAUUCCCGCGUGUCGACAUGGUGCAUAUCAUUGCAAUUCUAUCCGCGAUACCUAGGUUAUCUUACCAUCUUCGAAUGCAACUUCCAAACUUAACGAUAUUUGACGUUGCGCCAGAUAAAAGUGAUACGUUAUCGAAAUUAAAAGACGCGGAUAUAAUAGUCACCGAUUGUGACUUGUUCUUACCAUAUCUGGACAAAUUGCAAUCUUUGAAAUGGGUCCAAACUACAUGGGCUGGUGUUGAAGGCUUAAUUCCAAACUUAAAUGAUAAGAAUGUUAACUAUGUUGUUACACGUUUCUCUGAUAACACUUUCGGCUUUGCUAUGGCUGAAUACGUUGUGGCUCAUAUUUUUAACUUUGAACGUAAUCAGAAACAGCAAUACGAGAAUCAGAAGAAUAGUCAAUGGGAAAGAGACGGAGAGAUUUCUAACCACAGAUUGAUUUGUGAUCUAUCUGUGGGCAUUCUAGGCUUGGGAAAC